GGAAAUUAUCACAACUACUGAAGGGAAAAAUGGAAGAUAAAAGAGAUUUAUUGAAACAACCACUUCAUGGGAUUUAUAUUCCCAUUGCGUUGAUGAUCGUUGGUACUUUGAUGCUCGAUGUUUCAUACAUGCCCUACACCAUUGCAUUUAUUGUCAUCAUGUGUAGUAUCAACUUUUACUCUGCUUGGAGUAGAAGAUGUUCUAUUGAUCCUGUUAAAUGGACUGAAUUAGAAAUGAUUGACAGAACUGUCAUCUCCAAAAACUCGGCCAUCUACAGAUUCCAAUUGAAGCACCAAGAUGAAGUAUUGGACAUCCCUACCGGACAUCAUUUGGCUUGUGUUUUCAUGGUUGAUGGUAAAGAUGAAGUUAGAUACUAUUCCCCAAUUUCCAACAAGUAUGAUGCCGGGUUCUUUGAUAUUUUGGUGAAGUCUUAUCCCAAUGGUAAGGUAUCAUCCAGAUUUCCUAACUUACGUGAAGGUCAAACUGUUAAAUUUAGAGGACCGGUUGGAAGAUUGGAAUACAAAACAAACAUGGCUAAAGAGAUUGGGUUGAUUGCAGGAGGUUCCGGAAUCACUCCUAUCUUACAAGUGAUCACUGAGGUGAUUACCACUCCCGCUGAUACCACCAAAAUCUCCUUGAUUUACGCCAAUAACACUCUUAAUGAUAUUUUGUUGAGAGAUGAAAUUGAUGAAUUGAGUAAAAACUAUCCGAAUUUUAAAGUUCACUACACGUUAACAGAACCUCCAGCUAACUGGGAAGGUAGCACUGGGUUUGUUUCCAAGGAAAUGAUCACCAAGUACUUGCCUAAACCUUCCGAAGAAAACAGAUUGUUUAUCUGUGGACCUCCAGAAAUGAAAAAAUCUUUGAUCGAAAUAUCUCAGGAAUUAGGUUGGGACAAGACAUCCAUGAAGUCUGAUCCUAAUGAUCAAGUUUUCUGCUUCUAGGUAUUAUUUGAUAGUUGUCAAAUUCAUAUUUAUAUGUAAUAGAGUUCAAGUUCGAAAAUCUGCG
Messenger RNA from Yamadazyma tenuis ATCC 10573, 1008 nucleotides. RefSeq names its product cytochrome-b5 reductase. The record is from RefSeq and is a predicted model, not a curated record. Gene Ontology annotation, cellular component: endoplasmic reticulum; plasma membrane. NCBI's taxonomy places the organism in Eukaryota, Fungi, Ascomycota, Pichiomycetes, Serinales, Debaryomycetaceae. Gene Ontology annotation, molecular function: oxidoreductase activity.